AUGAAGCCAUCUACCUUCCUGGCUUUUCUCGCCCCAGCUACCGUCCUCGCCGACUCACAGCAACCCGCCCCAGGCGCCAGCCUCUCCUCUGAAUUCGCGCACAACUCGCCCGCCGUCUCAUUACCAGAACUUCCUCCGCGGGAACAAUUCGCUCCAUUUGCAGACCGCGAUCUACCGUCUGAUGAGAUGCGCUUGCUCGCUGCUCGCUAUGUUCUCCAGGCGCGCAGUGAGGGUUCCCUCGGCCAGACCCCAUGGAUUGGCAUGGCUAUCGGAUUAACCUUUACUGCUUUGGCGGCUGUAAUGCUCGGGUAA
This is a messenger RNA of Penicillium griseofulvum, 312 nucleotides long. RefSeq lists its product as uncharacterized. The transcript has a single exon. The record is from RefSeq and is a predicted model, not a curated record. The coding region runs from base 1 to 312 and encodes 103 amino acids. NCBI's taxonomy places the organism in Eukaryota, Fungi, Ascomycota, Eurotiomycetes, Eurotiales, Aspergillaceae.